GUCCCGGAAGCUCAGUUUUCAGCAUGGCUCUGGGAGGGGAGGGACGCAAGAGAAGGAAGGGCCAGGAGCGGAGACAGAGCCCUGGAGCCGGCGUGGGCAGUGCGACCACCGACUACCUGGUGGGACAGGUCGCCGACAGCUUGCGUGGCGGCCCGCGGCCUCCCGGAGGCGGGACGGGGCGGCUGGCCGCUCUCUUCAGCACCGCGGAGCCCUCGGCUCCCCCUGUGUUUGUGCCUGUGCCCCAGGAAACAUCUAAAAAAAGAAAACUUGAUGAUGAAGAAGAGAGUGUGUCCCAUACUAAAAAGCCAGUUUUGCAAGAGCCUGCGAGAAAAGUGAAAGUGAAGAAACUCUCUGAUGCAGACAAGAGGCUGGCAAACAGGGAAAGUGCUCUAGCAAGUGCUGAUUUAGAAGAAGAGCUUCAUCAGGACCAAGGGCAGGGAAGAAAGAAAAGAUCUCAGUCUCAGGGUAAAGUGGCAGAUGGAGAAGCACUGGAUGCCAUCCUCAGCCUUGCUAAGGAUGGGGGCCAAAGAACAAAAAUCCCAGUCAACCCCGAAGAGGAGCGGUUAAAAAACGAGAGGACUGUGUUUGUUGGCAAUUUGCCUGUCACGUGUAAUAAGAAGAAGCUGAAGUCAUUUUUUAAAGAAUAUGGACAAGUAGAAUCUGUACGAUUUCGUUCUGUGAUGCCGGCAGAGGGGACACUAACCAAGAAGUUGGCCGCAAUAAAACGUAAAUUUCAUCCUGACCAGAAAAGCAUCAAUGCAUAUGUAGUGUUCAAGGAUGAGAGCGCCGCUGCAAAAGCUCUGCAAAGAAAUGGGGCCCAGAUUGCAGAAGGAUUUCGUAUACGAGUUGAUCUGGCAUCUGAAACGGCCUCUAGGGACAAGAGAUCAGUAUUCGUGGGGAAUCUUCCUUACAGGAUGGAAGAGUCUGCUUUGGAGGGACACUUUCGGGACUGUGGAAGCGUCGUGGCGGUGAGGAUCGUGAGAGACCCACUUACAGGGGCCGGCAGAGGAUUUGGCUAUGUGCUCUUUGAGAACACAGAUGCUGUUCAUCUUGCUUUGAAGUUAAAUAAUUCUGAGCUAAUGGGAAGAAAACUGAGAGUCAUGCGUUCUGUUAAUAAAGAAAAACUAAAACAACAGAAUUCAAAUCCAAGCUUGAAGAAGGAUGUCAUUAAACCUAAGCAAAGACUUAAUUUUAAUUCCAAAGAAGGAAAAUUCCAUUCCAAGAAUGCAUUUAUUGGAGAAAAGGCAGUUCUCAUGAAAAAGAAAAAGAAAGGACAAAAGAAAAAAGUACAAAUGAAGAAACCAAAAAAGCAGCAGUAAUAACUGACGUUGCCUCCUUUCUGUGGUGAAACCUUGCAAUGAGUGUCUGGGUUUUUUAAUGGAUUAUGUGGAAAAUGUGGAGGCUUCCAGUGUCUUUUUUUUUUUUUUUUCUCUAAAUUCAUGAUAUAUGUAAGGCUUCUUUGAAGUCUUGUUCUUAGAAAUGUAUUUAAAGAAAAAUAAUAAACAUUAAUACUCCGUGUUUAGGCAAAGUGUUCAAAUGGUUACUGUGGGAAUACUGAUUCCAGGUAUAGUCACAGCUGUGUAAAACACACACGCACAUUCUUCUCAUUUUUCUUAUUCUUCCAAUUGUAGUGUAGAUCUAUAUUUCUAUCUUAUUCCAUAUAUCUAAUAAUUGCUAACCAAUAAGACUGAUAAGAGUGACUAGCUUCUAAUUCGUUGCCAGUGACUACAGUGGUCAGUGAUGUCCUUGGCUAUAAAGGGGGGGUUCAUAAGAAAAAUACCCUACCAGGAAAAUGUAAUGCUUAAAUUAGUAUCAAUUAGCAUGAAACGGCUGUCCCAGAAAGUUUAAAGACAGCAUCUAAUGAAUGAUGUUAAUUAAAUUGCAAUCUUUAAAGUUGAAUGACAUGACAACAUGCUGCUGCAUUUCCUAAGUUCCAGACACAUCCUACCAAGCUGGGGCUGGAUCCAGGAUGAAGUGGGGGAAAGGGGAAGCCAAGGCUGAUUUAGGCAGGCAGAGUCCAGUAGGCAAGAGGGUAGGACAAGUUUUCACUCAUUUAGUUGUAAAAGUUCUGUCUUUGGGAAAUGCCAUGUAGAAAACCUAAUGAGGUCUUUAAAACAUUGCUCUAGGGGCUGGAGAGAUGGCUCAGCAGUUAAAGAGUACUGACUGCUCU
This is a messenger RNA of Mus pahari (shrew mouse), 2170 nucleotides long. It is a transcript of the gene Rbm34, whose product is annotated as RNA binding motif protein 34. Gene Ontology annotation, molecular function: RNA binding. Bases 24 to 1319 code for a protein of 431 amino acids. The transcript has 11 exons. Lineage: Eukaryota; Metazoa; Chordata; Mammalia; Rodentia; Muridae. The record is from RefSeq and is a predicted model, not a curated record.